AUGUCGCCAUCGAUCGCGAUGUUCACUUUGACGCCCAACGCGCGCGCGCUCGCGAGCAAAACCUCAAAGAUGGAUUUGAUUAAAAACCUCCGCGAGCGCACGGGCGCGCCGAUUGUCGACGUCAAAGCCGCGCUCACCGCGCACGACUAUGACUCCGAGGCAGCGUACGAUGCGCUGCGAGCGAAGGGAUUGGCCGCGGCGGCGAAAAAGGCUGGACGCACGAGCGCGGACGGCGCGGUGGCGGCGCUCAGCGGCGACCGAGGCGUCGUCCUGUUUGAGGUCAACAGCGAGACUGACUUCGUCGCGAGAGGGGAGAGUUUUCAAUCCUUGAUUAAGGAGUGUGCCGAGGCGACACUCAGGGCGGUUGAAAGCGAUCGGGCGAUGACGGAGGAACACGGCACCGCGACGGCGGGCGCGCUCAGAGCGCUUCGGGACGAGCGGAUCGGAGAGCUCUUAACGAGCGAUGGGAAACCUUUGAGCGACGCCGUGCGAGACGUCGCGGUGCAUGUUCGCGAGAAUGUUCGCUUACGUCGCGCAUUUGCGUACGCCGCGACGGUGGGUGCUGGAGAGGUGAUCGGGACGUAUGUGCACGGAGCGCUCGCGCCGGGAGUCGGGAAGCAAGCAGCGUGCGUCGUCGCCAAGGGUGUGAGCGAAGAGUUCGCGAAUAAGCUCGCGAUGCAUGUCGUGGCGAGCUCGCCGCUGUAUCUGCGAAGCGAUUGCGUGCCGACGGACGUGAUGGAACGUGAGUUGGCGGUUUUCCGAACGCAAACCGAGGGCUCGGGAAAACCGGCCAACAUAGUGGAGAAAAUCUUAGCCGGUCGCAUGAAUAAGUAUUACGAGGAAGUGUGCCUGGAGAACCAAAAGUUCAUCCUGGACGAUUCGAUGACGGUGGAAAAGGCGGUGAAGGCGGAGGGCGGGGAACUCGUCGCGUUCAGUCGCGUCAAGGUUGGCGAAGGCAUUGAGGUGGAGGAAAAAGACUUCGCCGCGGAAGUCGCCGAGGCUGUUCGGACGACGUAG
Ostreococcus tauri is the source of this 1017-nucleotide messenger RNA. Its product is annotated as Translation elongation factor EFTs/EF1B,dimerisation. Bases 1 to 1017 code for a protein of 338 amino acids. Gene Ontology annotation, cellular component: mitochondrial matrix. Gene Ontology annotation, biological process: mitochondrial translational elongation. The transcript has a single exon. The record is from RefSeq and is a predicted model, not a curated record. Gene Ontology annotation, molecular function: protein binding; translation elongation factor activity. NCBI's taxonomy places the organism in Eukaryota, Viridiplantae, Chlorophyta, Mamiellophyceae, Mamiellales, Bathycoccaceae.